Messenger RNA from Ruditapes philippinarum (Manila clam), 2026 nucleotides. Its product is annotated as solute carrier family 40 member 1-like. Lineage: Eukaryota; Metazoa; Mollusca; Bivalvia; Venerida; Veneridae. Gene Ontology annotation, biological process: iron ion transmembrane transport. Gene Ontology annotation, molecular function: iron ion transmembrane transporter activity. Gene Ontology annotation, cellular component: membrane. Bases 144 to 1814 code for a protein of 556 amino acids. The transcript is spliced from 9 exons. The record is from RefSeq and is a predicted model, not a curated record.
CAUGUUCUUAAUAAAGAGGUAGGCCUAAUGCAUAGUUAUUUAUAAUUAAUUAAGUGUACGAUUAAAAGCAUGGAUUUGCAUACAUGAUUUAAAAUUUCAUUUGCUCCUAAGGUAUUUCCGCUGCGGAUUUUACGUGUUCUAAAAUGGCCAGUAAAGGUAUUAAAGGAAAGGCGAAAUGGCUGGUGUAUCUAAAUCAUUUCAUAAUAGGAUGGGACGACAAUAUCUGGUGGUUUGCCCUCGGUCUGUUUCUGAUAGAGAUCACACCUCAGAAUCUACAGUUUACUGCGAGUUAUGGCCUAGUUGGCGGUAUUGUGGUCUUGUUGUUCGGGACAGUGGUUGGUGACUGGGUGGAUAGAACAUCGAGACUUACCGUUGCUCGAACAACAGUCCUCGUUCAGAAUUCAGCCCUUAUUGUCUGCUGUAUAAUUGUGUACGUUGUUAUAGAGUACAAAACCGAUAUCGCCGAGGUUCUUCCGAAUGAAGGCCUACUGCGCAUGUGCUAUGCUCUAAUCAUAAUAAUUGCCAUUUUGUCAAACUUGACAAAUAUGGCGCGAAAGACAGCCAUCGAGAGGGACUGGAUUGUGGAAAUAUGUGAUAAAGACCCUGAUAUGCUUGCAAGUCUGAGUGCAACCAUGCGGAGAAUCAGCUUGCUGACAAUGGUUAUAGCACCAAUAGUCACAGGUCAAUUACUUAGUAGGACCUCCCAUAGCACAGGUGCACUUGUAGUCGCCGGAUGGAACUUUAUCACAAUUUUCGUUGAGUAUGCCCUUCUAUGGAAAAUAUACCAAGAGGUGCCUCAACUUAGCAGAGAGAAGAUCAGAGAAGAACGUCAUAUGAUGUUUAUUGAACAUAUGCAGGGCGUCGAUGUGAUAAUGGAGUUUAAUGAUUUGGAAGAAAAAGACACUAAAGUUCCCAACCAGAAUGCUGACAAGGACGUCAUCAAGGAGUCAAAACUUGAAGACGACAAACCGAAGUAUACAUUCUGGACAAGUCUUUGUGCCAGCUAUUUUACUUUGAGGCGUGGAUGGAAAAUAUUCAAAAAUUAUGAAGUAGCAUUUGCUGGACUUGCUUUAGCGUCACUUUACCUGACUGUUCUUGGAUUUCAUAGCAUUACUAUUGGUUAUGCUUAUUCACAAGGAUUGAGUGAAGAUCUGAUUGGCGGCCUGGUAGCAGCAGCGGCAUGUUCUGGCAUUAUUGGAACCUUUCUGUACCCGAAGAUAAGACACCAGAUUGGUUUACAGCGAACAGGACUCUACGCUUUAGCGGCAGAAGUGUCCAGUCUUACUCUGUGUGUCAUUUCCAUAUUCUGUCCCGGAAGUCCAUUUGAUCCACUCUAUUUUUCACGUAAUUCAAAUGCCGAAAUCGAUAGCGAAAACUUAAUCGAGUAUACUACGUCGUUUUCAAACAAUAUUACUACUUUUAAUGUAACGACUGAGCCAAUGACGGAUUCAGCAUCAGCAGUGACAUCAUACGUGUCCAUAUCACUCCUACUAACGGGAAUAAUAGGAGCUCGUAUAGGUUUGUGGCUGGCUGACCUAACGAUUACCCAGUUAUUUUUAGAAAGUGUUGACGUCACAGAACGUGGAAUUGUUGCUGGUGUACAAAACGCACUUAACGAGCUCAUGGACAUGCUAAAAUAUGCGAUAGUGAUUUUACUUCCGGUCCCGGAAGUAUUCGGAUACCUUGUCAUCAUAUCGUAUUGUUUUAUAUGCCUCGGUUGGAUAUUAUUUGCCGUUUAUGUAAAGAAAGUACGUGGUUACGUGUUUCCUUGUUUCAAACCAAAAGCAAAUUAUGACCUCAAAAGCGAUAUUUGAAAUAUUUGCGGGAAAAGAAUGUCUCAUUUAUUGUAUGCUUAUAUGUUAUAUAGAAUUUUCAUCUCUCAAAAUUCACAAAAAUAUAAAUCCAUUUCAUCAAUUUAGAUGGAUGUUUAAUUUAUCAAUAGGAAGCUUUGUAUAGUGGUAACACAUUUCUUUGAAGAUAUAUUGUUCUGUUGAAAAAAUGAAAAUUUGAAUACAAUGAAAAAUUA